Messenger RNA from Drosophila kikkawai, 2612 nucleotides. RefSeq names its product alanine aminotransferase 1. Gene Ontology annotation, biological process: biosynthetic process. Gene Ontology annotation, molecular function: pyridoxal phosphate binding; L-alanine:2-oxoglutarate transaminase activity. Lineage: Eukaryota; Metazoa; Arthropoda; Insecta; Diptera; Drosophilidae. The record is from RefSeq and is a predicted model, not a curated record.
CAACAACUAGAGGUGGCGCGCCGCGACGCUGCUGAGAAAAACAUUUGCCAGCACUUCAGCUGCUUCUGUUUCGGUCGCCGUUUCAGUUUUCAGUUGUUUAAUUGCGGCUAGCGGCCAAGGAGCUUUGAUUUUGUGAUUCCGAUUCUGAUUGGAACAACUGACCGGGAACAGCAAAAGCAAACAUACACCCGCACACACGCACCCUAGCGCACACAUUAUUAGCCAAAAAUGAGUCGCAUGCUAAUUAAGCCCGCCGCUGCCACAAUGUCUGCGGCUCUGCAGCAGCAGCAGCGGCAGCAGCAACAGCACGUCAUUCGCCGCUGGAAAUCGUUCCUCAGCAGCAACAACAAUGGAAAUCGCCGCGCGGCGAAAACGACGCUGGCAGCAGCGACUACGUCGAACAGAAGCAGCGGCCAAAGCGGCAGCGCCGCCAUUCAACCGUUAGACGUCCAUCGUUCGUUCUCCACCAGCCACAGAAUGCCGUCGUCCGAGAAAUCGCUGUCCUUGGACAACAUUAACCCCAACUUCAUUGCCAUGGAGUAUGCGGUGCGCGGUCCGCUGGUGAUUCGCGCCGGUGAAAUCGAAAAGGAACUGGAAAAGGGCGUGAAGAAGCCGUUCGACCAGGUGAUCCGUGCCAACAUCGGAGAUUGCCAUGCCAUGGGCCAGGAGCCCGUGACGUUCCUGCGUCAGCUGAUGGCUCUGACUUUUGAGAAGCGUCUGCUCGACUCGCCCGAGUAUCCCGAAGAUGUUAAAAAGCGUGCCUGUGCCAUCUUGGAUGGCUGCCAGGGACAGUCGGUGGGUUCCUACACCGACUCUGCCGGCCUUGAAGUGGUUCGUCGCCAGGUGACCAAAUAUAUUGAGAAGCGCGAUGGCGGCAUUCCCAGCGAUUGGCAGAACAUCUACCUCACCGCGGGCGCCUCUCCCGGCAUCAAGACCAUUCUGGCCAUGAUCAACUCCGAGGUGGGCGGCAAGCCACCUGGCGUAAUGGUGCCCAUUCCCCAGUACCCCCUGUACUCGGCCACCAUUUCCGAGUACGGCAUGACCAAGGUCGACUACUAUCUGGAGGAGGAGACCGGCUGGAGCCUGAGCAAGGCCGAACUGCAGCGAUCCUUUGAUGAGGCUAAGAAGACCUGCAAUCCCCGUGCUCUGGUUGUUAUCAAUCCUGGUAAUCCCACCGGUCAGGUGCUCACCCGCGAGAAUAUCGAGGAGAUCAUUAAGUUCGCUCACGAGAACCAGGUGCUGAUUCUCGCCGAUGAGGUGUACCAGGACAAUGUCUACGACAAGAACUCCAAGUUCUGGUCCUUCAAGAAGGUGGCCUACGAAAUGGGCGAGCCGUAUCGCAGCCAGGAGCUGGUCAGCUUCCUGUCCACCUCGAAGGGCUACCUGGGUGAGUGCGGCAUUCGCGGCGGCUACAUGGAGGUGCUCAACCUCGAUCCCAAGGUCAAGGCCAUGCUGACCAAGUCAAUUACGGCGGCACUGUGCAGCACCACGGCCGGCCAGGUGGCGGUCAGUGCGCUGGUCAACCCACCGACGCCCGGUGAACCCUCCUACGAUCUGUACAAGAAGGAGCGCGACAGCAUCCUGGCCGCGCUGAAGGAGCGCGCCGAGCUCGUCCACAAGGCGUUGAACAGCUUCGAGGGCUACAAGGUGAACCCCGUGCAGGGUGCCAUGUAUGUAUUCCCGCAGGUCGUGAUCCCGCCCAAGGCCAUCGAGGCGGCCAAGGCCAAGGGCAUGGCCCCCGAUGUUUUCUACGCAUUUGAGUUGCUUGAGACGAGCGGCAUCUGCAUUGUUCCUGGCAGCGGAUUUGGUCAGAAGCCCGGCACCUAUCACUUCCGCAGCACGAUCCUGCCGCAGACGGACAAGCUGAAGCUGAUGAUGGAGAAGUUCCGCGUGUUCCACACCGAGUUCAUGAAGAAGUACAAGUAGACGACGGCCCUCCCAUUCGCUAUUCCCUGCGCCACGCCCCCGUCUCGCAUCCCUCUUCCGGCCCCCGCCUGCUGUGUUAGCUUUUAAAAUAAAAAUAUUUUUUAUUCGUUUUUUUUUUACUCUGUUAUCGUGUCUUAACUUAAAUAUUUCGCCAUACUGAAUUCUACUGUGCUUUGAUUUACUUUAUUCACGAAAUAUACAUAUGUAUGUAUGUUAACUUGUAUGAAUCCCCCUGAGUUGUACGUAUCCUGCGCAGGUUUUAGCCCCUGUCUCCAGUUAGCAAUUAACCCAAGUGUUUAAUUUUCGUAAACUAUAUACCUACUAUAUAUACAUUUAUGUGUAGUCCUUGAUCUUGAUUGAAUUGAAUGGAUUCCCCGGCAGACGCGUUGAAGCCUCUGGCGGCGAAGUGACAAUAAUUUUGUUGGAGCCAAAAAAGUAAGCUUUUUGUUUACUUUUGGCCCAAAAUUCUGAUAUUGUUCUAGACGAAAGUUAUAUUUGCUUUACAUAUAUACGUAUACAUGUUUAUCCACACAUACACAUAUUUAGCCAUGCAUGCGCUUAACCCGAAUCGAUCACGAAGAACAUUUGAUGUGUUGUGUCCUUUCGUCAUUACUAAUGUUACAGAAAAGAUUUAAAGAAAAACGAUGGAAAAUAUACGAAAUAAAUACAUAUUGUUAAAUACUUAA